Molecule: messenger RNA, 1368 nt
Organism: Botrytis deweyae
Lineage: Eukaryota; Fungi; Ascomycota; Leotiomycetes; Helotiales; Sclerotiniaceae
Exons: 3
Coding region: 1-1368 (455 amino acids)
Molecular function (GO): heme binding; oxidoreductase activity, acting on paired donors, with incorporation or reduction of molecular oxygen; iron ion binding
Source: RefSeq, a predicted model, not a curated record
AUGAUCAAGUCAAACCUACUUAAUACCUGGGUAAAUCGCUUCCAAACUUACGGGAAUACUUUUUCGGCGAAAGUUCAGACCAAACAUGCUAUCUGUACUGUCGAUGCGAGGAAUCUGCAAACUGUUCAUGCCCUAAACUUUACUCAUUAUGGUGUUCAGCCAUUGCGUCAACCUCCUACUUUGCCAUUUCUUGGUGAAGGGGUGUUCACUAUGGAUGGUCCGUUUUGGGAACACUCCAGAGCCUUGAUUCGACCUACCUUUACCAAAUCAAAUGUUGCCAAUCUUCCAGCUUUCGAAGUUCAUUUUCAAAAAUUUCUUGCGUUGGUUCCAACAGAUGGAACCAAGGUCAAUCUGAAACCACUUUUAAAUAAACUGAUUUUCGACACAUCGACGGAGUUUCUUUUCGGAGAGUCCAUGAACACACUAUCUCCAGAGACCACAUUCCAGACAGAAGAGUGCCUCGCAGCUUUUGACUAUGCUAUAAGAGGCAUGGGAAUUCGCUUCCAACUAGGUAGUUUAAGAUCCCUAUAUUGGGACAAAAAAUGGUAUAAAUCAAUAAAGAUCACCCAUUCAUUAGCGGAUCGAUAUGUAGACAAAGCCAUGGAGUUUCGGCGCAGCUAUUUGGAUGCCCGGCAAGAAAGAGGAAAAGAAGAGGUAGAAGAUUCGGAUCAAAAAGAAGAUGACGACAAUGGUAAUCCUCGCCAUGUAUUGUUGCAUGAGAUGGCAAAACAGACAGGUAGUCGUGAUGAUCUUCGAAACCAAAUCCUCCAUGUCUUCUUAGCAGGUCAUGAAUCUUCCGCUAUCACGAUUGGCAACGCGAUAUUCCAUCUUUGUCGAAACGCCGAGAAGUGGAAGAAGCUUAGGUCUGAGAUUCUUUCAGAGGGUGAUAAGCCAUUCACAUUUGAAUCGCUGAAGAAUCUUCACUAUCUGCAGUAUAUCAUCAAGGAAACCUUACGUCUACAUCCCGUUGCUCCCACAGAUACACGAAUUGCCUUGCAAGACACCAUACUACCCAAUGGAGGCGGUCCACAAGGCACGUCACCUAUCUUCGUGAAAAAGGGGCAGAUAGUUUUUGCAUCUUUCCAUGCCCUCCACAUGAUAGCACCUUGCUUCCAACCUGACCCAGAUAUCUUUCGACCAGAGAGAUGGGAGACGGUGCGACCAGGGUGGAACUAUCUUCCCUUUAUAGGAGGACCGAGGAUGUGUCCUGGUCAAAAUUUGGCUUUGACGGAAACGGCGUAUGUACUAGCGAGGAUGGCACAAGAAUGGAGAGAAAUAAACUGCAAGGACGAGGUCAUGGAGUGGGUGGAACUAAUGACCGGAGUUGCAAGUAGUAAGAAUGGAAUCAAAGUAGGCGUCGUUGUGUGA